Messenger RNA from Aegilops tauschii subsp. strangulata, 2178 nucleotides. Its product is annotated as scarecrow-like protein 9. The record is from RefSeq and is a predicted model, not a curated record. Lineage: Eukaryota; Viridiplantae; Streptophyta; Magnoliopsida; Poales; Poaceae.
AUGGCGGUUGAACCUCACCUUGACGAUCUGGACACCGCCGCAGCAAACUACCAACCAUACGACAGAGCUUCCUCUUUCCAGCAGCAACUCACCAUGGACAGCUACGACCUAAGUGGUCCACUGUUCUUGGCCCAGCCAACAACCACUGGAGCAAGCACGUACCUGCAUGCUGCAGUUACCAGCCCUGGGUUGUGCAAGGAGAACAGCAGCCUACAGACUGCCGCAGGGGGUAGCCCUGAGCACCGCCGGAGCAGAUCAAACGAUGCUCUUCACUAUAUAAGCCAGAUGCUAAUGGAAGACGCUGACGAGAGGGUCGAAAUAUGCCAAGGGGAGGGUGCCCUCCAGGCUGCUGAGAAACAAUUCCGUGACCUUCUUGGGCAGGUACACCCGUUGUCUACUAACCCCCCGCUGUUGAAUAGCAACAACGAGCCAGACAGCCCUGAUAAGGGUAGGACCAGCUGUUACAAGAGGCUCUGGAGCACUAGCUUCAGUAAUGACUGUCCCAGUUACAGCAUGUUACAGCCCUUUACAACCACGUUGAGUCCAUAUAUCUGCAAUAGGAGUCUUUCUCUACAAAACCGUCCGUUCACAAGUGUUGGAUCGACUUCUAGAUCUGGUUUCCCCAGCUUGCAUUGUCAGAGAGAAGUCGAGGAGGCAACGAUGUUUGCUCCAAGUAUCGAUAAGCUGGUGAUAUAUUUAGAGAAUGGCAUACUUUCUAUUUCCAAACUGACUACAAAGGCAAAAGUAGGAGAGAGGAGCGAAAACACAAAUUUUGAGGUGGCACACCAAAAUGACUGGGAUAUCUUGGAAGGAAGGAGCAAUAAACAUCUUGCCUUCACCAGUUGUGCAAUAAUUCGAAAUGAAAAUUUCGACCAAGUUCUGCUAUGCUAUGGUCUGGAGAGUUUCAAAAAAACAACAAGACUGCGAAGAGGGUUGGCAGAGGAAGGAAACAAGAACUCACUGAAAGGCCGGAGCGAAGGACGUCAGAAGCUAUGGCAGAGGAAGCAACCUAGGACAGAGUUGGUUGAUCUCAAGACUAUCCUCAUCAAUUGUUCACAAGCUGUGGCAGAAGACAACCAUCUGUUGGCCAGUAAACUCCUAAAGAAGAUAAGACAACAUUCCUCAGCAGAUGGUGACUGUUCUCAGAGACUGGCAUUUUACUUGGCGGAUGGCCUCGAGGCACGCUUGGCUGGGACCGGGGGUCAGGUUUAUCGCAACCUAAUGGAGAGGCGAACAAGUACAACAGAUUGGUUAGAUGCUCACAGCCUUUUUAUUGCAUCCUGCCCUUUUGACAGGACAUCAUACUACUUUGCCAGCCAAGCUAUUCUUGAUGUCUCACAAGGGAAACCAAGGGUGCACAUCGUUGACUUUGGCAUCGGCUUCGGCUUUCAGUGGCCAUUAAUGAUUCAGAAGUUUGCACAGCAAGAAGAGGGAGCCCCUAAGCUUCGGAUCACAGGUAUAGAUGUUCCCCAGCCAGGUUUCCGCCCCUGCGAAAUGAUCGAGGAGACAGGGAAGCGGUUGGCUGAUUAUGCAAACAUGUUCAAGGUACCUUUUCAGUAUCAGGGCAUUGCCGCUUCAAGAUGGGAGACCAUUAAAAUUGAGGAUCUUAACAUUGACGAGGAUGAAGUUCUCAUAAUCAACUGCAUGUUCCGGAUGAAGAAUCUCGGUCAUGAAACCGAAGCCAUAAAUAGUGCAAGGGACAAGGUGCUCAAAAUUAUGAGGACGAUGAACCCAAAGAUUUUCAUUUCAGGCACUGUGAAUGGGUUACGCAGUUCGCCCUUCUUCAUAAAACGUUUCAAAGAGGUUAUGUUCCAUUACUCUUCAAUGUUUGACAUGCUUGAUGCAAACGUUGUUCCACGGGAUGAUAAAGCAAGAAAGAUGAUUGAGAGGAUGAUAUUUGGGAAGGAUGCACUUAACGUCAUAGCAUGUGAGGGUGCAGAAAGAACUGAGAGACCAGAAAGUUACAGGCAGUGGCACGCAAGGUGCCUUGAGGCCGGGUUCCAGCAGCUUCCUGUCGAUCCAGCCAUCUUAGGGAUAAUAGUAUACAUGAAGAACACGUUUUGGCAUGAGGAAUUCUUUGCUGUUGAAGACCGCGGUUGGCUGCUACAAGGAUGGAAAGGGAGAGUAAUUUAUGCAAUAUCUAAAUGGAAACCUGAUGAAACAUACGACGGUCAGUAA